AUGUCGGAGGAGGAGCAAGCAAACCCCAUGGCCGAGUCCGGCGUCACAAUUCCGUCCGACAGCGAGCAGUACUCUGGGGCCGAAGACCUGUCGAUGUCACCCCCUUCCUCCUCUUCCCCGCCACUCAUUCUCUACCAACCGCCGACUAUCUGGGGCCUACUCCGAGGUGCCGCCAUAAACCUCUUCCUCCCAUUUAUCAACGGCAUGAUGCUCGGUUUUGGCGAGCUUUUUGCUCACGAGGCGGCGUACAGGCUUGGAUGGGGAGGCACGAGGGUAUUCCCGGCGUCGAGGCGCCGAGCACAUGCUAUCGGUCCUGGAAUCGAAGUUGUGGAGAAGUCAAGUCAAAGGUCAGAGCUGGAACAUCUGACAAGCUUGGAGUGA
Messenger RNA from Phialemonium atrogriseum, 381 nucleotides. Its product is annotated as outer membrane protein TOM13-domain-containing protein. Gene Ontology annotation, biological process: mitochondrial outer membrane translocase complex assembly; protein insertion into mitochondrial outer membrane. The transcript has 2 exons. The record is from RefSeq and is a predicted model, not a curated record. Gene Ontology annotation, cellular component: mitochondrial outer membrane. The coding region runs from base 1 to 381 and encodes 126 amino acids. Lineage: Eukaryota; Fungi; Ascomycota; Sordariomycetes; Cephalothecales; Cephalothecaceae.